Nannizzia gypsea CBS 118893 is the source of this 6105-nucleotide messenger RNA. Its product is annotated as mitosis negative regulator. Gene Ontology annotation, biological process: protein K11-linked ubiquitination; metaphase/anaphase transition of mitotic cell cycle; anaphase-promoting complex-dependent catabolic process. The record is from RefSeq and is a predicted model, not a curated record. Gene Ontology annotation, cellular component: anaphase-promoting complex. Lineage: Eukaryota; Fungi; Ascomycota; Eurotiomycetes; Onygenales; Arthrodermataceae. Gene Ontology annotation, molecular function: molecular adaptor activity. The transcript is spliced from 2 exons. Bases 1 to 6105 code for a protein of 2034 amino acids.
AUGGCUGCUAUAACAUCCCUUGGCCUGCACAAACCUUCAGCCUUCGGGUACCUGGUUGCGGAGUCAAUACUUCCAGCAGAUGCGCCUGAAGAUACCUAUACCUGGCGAUGCUACAAUUCAGAAAAUGCAACCGGCGGGAUAAUUGAAGAAGAACUUCUCUACACAGACAAAUGUGUAGUCUGGUCGCGCGGCGGGAUCGUGAAGAGGUCCUUUAAUUUUGAUGUGGAAGGUGAGAGCAUCGUGGAGGCUCUCUUUACCUAUUUUCCAGCAGGCAAGUCAAAUGCUGUGAAGCGGACUGGAGCUGGGUUAGAAAAUGAUUUAACGGCCCAGACCGGCGACCAGGGACAGACGGCCGCUUCUCUCAAAAGCAAGCACCAAGGCCGUUUGAAUGGGAAGAUACGCAAGAGGGUGAUCAUCCAGGACCAAAAGGAUUCUAGCAGCAUUCCGGGACUUGGUGUCCUUGAAAAUGAAAAUAAUUCUGAGUCUUCUAGAGCGCUAGUCGUAGUGCUAAAGUCACAAGUUCACAUAUUCUUCAUUUCUGGUGAUAGCCAUGUCAUUCCACUGCCGUUUGAGCUUGACUCAAUAUGGCCGACCCCAAACGGACUACUAUUCCAACGGAAAUUGCCUGAAAAACAUGAUAUACCAGUACCAUCUGCUCCUCCGAAUUCUUUCGUUUCUUCCCAACCUAUGCAUCCCACGUCAAGACAUUCUGCUGCAUCAUUUAGACUCUCCAGCGGGACGGGAAACCGGCCAUUGCUAACUCUUUCUCCAUCGCACCCUUCAAAAUUUCUUCUUAAGACUGAAAAAGAUGACUCUGCACCGCGAGUAUUCUCUCUCCUUGACCCUCACUCGGAAAUGGGACUCGUGGCAGUCACUUCCUCCCCACAUGAUGAUGAACUACACAAGCGAGCUGACAUUUUAAGCCCAACUGAGGAGCUGCUUUAUGUAUCCCCUACUAGUGAAGUUUCAUUGGGAGUGUCUGCAAAAGGCGCCCCUCCUCUGAUCUUACUGGUUACGUUAAACCCGAAAUCAGGGAUGCACAACAUAUGGGUUGCUAGGUAUCGACCCAGGGAAUCCCCUAUAUCUCGGCAGAAUCAGCGGCGGAAAUCAUCCGGCACUCGCUCAAAACGGCGAAGCUCCCACUUUGAUGUCACCGGAACCUCAACACCUGUUGGCCCAGGGCCAUCAAGUUUCCGGGAAAGUUUUGGGCCAGGCCAGGGGCGGAACGCAUCUCAACAGCAUAAUCUCGAGGCCAAACAGGAGGGAGCUACAGACCUUGCUUCACACCUUGGACAGGAGUUUGAAGACGUUGGUGUAACGUCUAAAGCGUCGAGGAGAGUGAGCUCUCUGCUCGCCCGUAGUGACUUAAUGGCAAACAAUGAUAGAUCUACAUUCUCUGAUCUGGCGGGACACCAACUCAAAUCCUCCUUCCACGGUGGCUCCCGAAGGGGGGAAUCAUUUGGAGGUACCGGCCUUCGCCUCAGUCAAAGCUUUAACCGAAGGGGCUCCCUCCCACCGGGAACCGCAUCUCUCUACAGCAACGGCAGCAGCUUUCUUGAUGCGCCCGUUGAUAAACUCCUGGAAAGUUUAAACAAUGGCGGCGAUUUCGACGGGUUUGAAAGUAUGGGAAUUAAAGAAACUGUGUCCAACCUCCCCCGUGAGGUUAUCCUAUCGAAAGUAGGAAGUGUGCCGUCAGGAAUUGUAUCAACCAAUGCUCUUCCGUACAGUCAGAAAACCUGUCCGUUCGAAGUCUUUACCCUGACUUCAUCUGAUGAGUCUACACUAAAGGACCCCGAAUCAACGCCCCUAGCAGUCUGCAUCCUCAAUCGAAACUCGAAGGAAUUGAUCGUUGUAACUCUAAGCGCUCAGUAUUUAAGGUCUCAACCCCGCCAAUAUGAAAGAGACAAUGAUAUCCCAACAUAUAAAGUUCGCGCAUUGAAUGUUCGCCACGGUUCCAACGUUCUCGACUGCUGCAAAUUGGUGGACAAAGGCGUUUCUCGAAUGCUUGUGCUUUCUUCUACUAGUGAUUGUCGAGGAGAACUAACUCUCCAGGCCCCCUGGAGCACAUUAGUAAGGGUAGAGCUCCCAGAUAGUAUGGUUCUACAUGAGCCGUCCAAUAUAUCCCUGGAGCUAACCCCUUCAAAUCUCCGUGAAGAGGGACUUAGAAGAGUGUUAUGCAAGACUCCUUUGAAUAUGCAUCGUCUCAGCCAACCAACUGCAGGUGGAAAAGUAGACAUUAUGGAUGAACAGAAUAGAAAACACAGAGUGCAGAUCCAGCUUCAGCCUUUCAACUCUCUUGUGAAGCGGAUACUCUCUCUUUGUCGAUAUGUUUUACGGCACUCCGAGAAAGCCGGUGAUGGGGUCCAUAUCGGGUGGUGGCAAGCCCUCAAAUGGCUUCGUGCAAGAGAUGUAAGGGAGGAAAAUUUGGAGUGGACCGCUCUGGUAGUAAUUCUCUUCUCAAUGGCCGUCUAUUUCAUCGAUGAUAUCGCUAUCGACACUAAAGUUAUACCAAAGAGGAAAAGGAGAGGGGGCCUAAUGCGAUCCAGCACCGGAAGCUCAAUUGACUUGACGGAUUGGCACAGCAUGGUUGAACAGGAAUCGGGCUCAGCAGGAAUUUGCGCGCCGUGGAUGACAACCGCCGCCUGGGACUGGAUACGAGAAGAAAACGCCAAAACUCCAAUUGAAGGGGCCCAGAAUUACCGGCCAGUUGACAACAGUAAAGCAGAAAAUCAAUCAAACGACAAAAACACAUAUAUUACCCGGUGCUCACAGCUUGCCCGAGAUUUCCUUUCUUCACCACAGGGUGAAGCAGCUACUGGUGGAGAUGGAUAUCUCCCCAUUGCUAUUUCACGAGACCAAGGUACACGAAGAACUGCCCUUGGUACAAUUCUAGUAGGGCUGCACCUCCUUCGCGAGGAGCUUAAGCUAUCGGUUGCCAACACUGAUAACUCCCGUUCUGAAAAAGGGCUCUUACUUCCUAUUCUUGCUCAGAUGGGAGGAUGGUUGGGUUGGGAUUCCUGGACCUGGAAAGAGGGUAGCUACUAUAGCACAGAAACUGCAGGUAUUGACGGAUGGGCAUUCGAAGAUACUCACAUUACUGGGCUAGAUAUGCCCACAGAGCCUUUCACACCUCCAUCUAUUUUCACCUUCAUUGAGAAUACCUUCCAGCGCACUCCUUCUACCUUCCUUACGCUAAUGGAUGUCGUAUCUAGCUCUACCAUCACACCUGGAAGUGAUGGCAUCAGCACUCCUUUACACGAAGCCAUUUUUAACUGUCAGGGGGAUCCGCCACUAUCCUGGGGUCCGUCACUACUUGAGCUUGUGGAUAGGGAAGACUUGUUUCUUUCUACGUCUAGCGAGACUCCCCAGCUCCUAGCGUCUCGUUCUCAGUUCAUUCAGCCCCAUGAUGCCCAUAGGGAUGUCCGCAGUAUUGGGAAUUCAGUGCUUGACAGUAGCUCAACUAAUUCAUUCGAGAUUUCAGCGGAGGCCGACCGUCACUCGAUCACUAAGCUGAUAUUUCGUGAUGAUAGGCGCUACUUCGAAGCCGCAAGGAUUCUCAAUCAGAUGAAAGCUCCAACUGCUGAAUGUGUACCAGAGCCUGACUGGUCGGAGUCCGACCUUUUGGAAGCACAAAAAGAACUUGUCCAACUAGUAACAUUAAGAACAUUGUCCAUUCCUGCAGGGCGAGCUAUGCUUUGUUUCGACGGGCGCGUGCCUUUACUCACUGAAAAGCUACCAAUUCCAUCGUUCUCGCUACAAUGUGUUAUGAAACCGUCAAACGUUACGAUCAGUGCUGAUAGAUCAGCAUUCGUGGAAGAAAAAGCAUGUUGGGCUUUUUUCCAUAACGGUGUAUCCACUGGGUUGGCAAUCUCAAGAUGUGCCAAAGGGAUUGACACCUCAUGGAUACUAUAUAAUAAACCUAACGAGCUCACUAACAGACAUGCUGGAUUUUUACUGGCAUUGGGGCUCAACGGGCAUUUGAAAACCCUUGCUAAAUGGGUAGCUUUCAAGUACUUGACCCCUAAGCAUACCAUGACCUCCAUUGGCCUACUUCUCGGAUUAUCCGUAUCCUAUCUAGGAACAAUGGAUACCCUGAUUACUCGCCUUCUUUCUGUUCAUGUUACCCGGAUGUUACCACCAGGCGCAGCAGAGCUCAAUCUAUCUCCCUUGACGCAGACCACCGGUAUAAUGGGCAUAGGACUCCUCUACUGCAAUUCCCAACAUCGCCGCAUGAGUGAAGUGAUGCUUUCCGAAAUCGAACACAUGGAAGAAGAAGAGACUUCACUUUCCCAGGAGCCUUUGCGAUAUGAAGGAUACCGACUCGCUGCCGGGUUUGCGCUAGGAUUUGUUAACUUGGGAAAAGGAGGCGACCUGCGAGGUCUUCAAGACAUGCGAAUUGUGGAGAGAUUGCUGGCCUUAGCAGUGGGUACGAAAGAGGUCAAUUUAGUCCACAUUCUUGACAAAGCAGCAGCAGGAGCCACAGUUGCAAUAGCAAUAAUAUUUAUGAAGACGAAUGAUAAAGCUCUAGCUCAGAAGGUUGAUAUACCGGAUACCGAAGUCCAAUUUGACUAUGUUCGCCCUGAUAUAUUCCUUCUUCGAACACUGGCAAGACAUCUUAUCAUGUGGGAUUCCAUAAAAGCGAGCCAGAAAUGGAUACAGAAGAGCCUCCCGUCAUUUUACCGGCGUAAGUAUCGUUUAUCCGCUAUUAGACGAUUAUCUACCGAUGACAUGCCCUACUACAACAUUGUCGCUGGGCUUUGUUUUGCUUUGGGUCUUCGAUUUGCCGGAUCAGGGUCCAUAGAAGUACGAGAUCUUCUGGUGGCACAUCUUGACCAGUUCAUAAGGAUUUGCCGCAUCUCGGCCUUGAAUUAUGACGCCAAAUUAACACAGAACUCCGUACGAAACUGUCAAGACAUUGUUGCACUCUCGGCUGCAGCAGUCAUGGCUGGAUCUGGUGAUCUAGUGACGCUCCGCCGGUUACGCUCAUUGCAUGGGCGCGUUGAUGCCGAUACACACUACGGAAGCCACAUGUCAACCCACAUGGCUCUGGGCAUGCUCUUCUUGGGCGGAGGUACAUAUACCCUUAGUACCUCCAAUAUUGCUGUUGCCUCCCUUCUCUGCUCAUUAUACCCAAUUUUCCCGACCAGCGUACUAGAUAACAACUGUCACCUCCAGGCAUUUCGUCAUCUAUGGGUUUUAGCGGCUGAACCUCGGUGUUUGGUACCGAGGGAUAUCGAUACACGGCGACCUGUCACGAUUCCGGUGUCGUUGACGCUUAGUACAGGAGAGGUGAGGUCAGCUACGGCCCCUUGUCUUCUUCCUGAGUUGGAUGAGGUAUCCUCGAUCAAAAUCGCCAGUGCCGAUCACUGGACCAUCACGCUGGACUUUGCUAGUAAUGAAAGCUUAAGAAACAAGUUCCGGGACGGAGACCAAUCAGUCUACCUGCGAAGACGAGCGAACCAUAAUGAUUCGGAGCGGUCAGUGUUCUCUACCACCCUUGCUGGGCUUAGCGAUGCCCAGGACAUACCUCCACCAGCAGCAAUCCCGAGGAACACACGACCUUUCUACGCAAUGCCCCCUACAAGUCUCCAUGCUUCCUUACAGCCCAGUGAGAAGGGACCUGGCCAAGCUCGCAUGCCGCCUCGCCACAUCUGGGAUUUUAUAUUCGAUCUCCCUGCGUUUUCAUCUCUGGAUAUGUCCGAGCGGAUGGCUGUACUUCCACAAAUUCCAUUCCAUGAAUCUCUGAAACUACACCCUAAUGGAAAGAAGCGAAGUAGGGCGAGUCCACCAUCUUGGUUGCGCCCAACAUCUGUCGAUACAAGGCUCGUUCUCAACAGGACUAUGCGUAGCCUCGUUUCAGCUGCGACCAGCCACGGAGCGAGUGAAGAGGUGGUUCGAGAUCGGCUCUGGCAGCUGCGGCUAAUCUUUGCAUGGAUGGACAGUGCAAAGAAUAGCAGUAGUGAUGACGGUGGGAGUGGUGGCCAGGACAAGGACGGCGUUUCUGUGUCGAGGAGCAGAUGGCUCAAGCAAGAAGUCAUCGAGGACGCCCGAUGGAACAUCUGGAGGAUACAGUCGGGAGACACCAGCGUUUUAGAUGUAGAAUAA